Cyphomyrmex costatus is the source of this 685-nucleotide messenger RNA. RefSeq names its product DDB1- and CUL4-associated factor 8-like. Gene Ontology annotation, molecular function: protein binding. The record is from RefSeq and is a predicted model, not a curated record. Bases 29 to 685 code for a protein of 218 amino acids. Gene Ontology annotation, cellular component: Cul4-RING E3 ubiquitin ligase complex; cytoplasm. NCBI's taxonomy places the organism in Eukaryota, Metazoa, Arthropoda, Insecta, Hymenoptera, Formicidae. The transcript has 4 exons.
CAAAUUGUUCUCUGGGUUGGAGCUAUCAAUGGAAUGGUUCUACCAGCGUGAAUUGAGAAUUGGCGACGUCUGGCGAACAGAGAGAUCCCUCGAUGUGAGUGCCUUAAGUUUCAAUCAAAAAGGAAACUUAUUAGCAAGAGCCGCUCUAAACAAAGUUUCUAUUUGGGAUUGGGCUGCAAGGAAAAAGCGUUGUUGCCUUCCAAGUGGCGAUGGCUUACUAAGCGAGGCCAAAUGGCUGCCUUUAGACGUAGAAAAUUUUAUGGUCAUUCGUAGUUUCGAUGGUGAUAUACAUUUAUUAGAUCUUGAAUACAACUCAUGGAAACAAUUGUUGCACUAUGAAUCAUCCUUUCAUGAUUCGGUACCACGUAGACAACAUUUUAUGAAUGACAGGUCAUUGGCUGUGCAUCCUGAAAUACCCUAUGUCUUGUUUUCUGCUGGAAACGGCUCGAUUUCAUCCAUAGAUAUCCGGGAGGAUACAUCAAAAUUGGUCGAUAUAAAGAAAUUUCGAAAUAGUACGUUAACAAGUAUACAUUGUAAUCCUUCUAAUAGUAAUGAAGUUUGUGUCACCGGUCAUUUUCCCUGCGUAAGGGUGUAUGAUCAGCGAAAUACUUCGAAACCACUUUAUCAAUUGUGGACCACCAAGUAUCACAAGGUAUGCAUUAGUUUGAUUCAAACCUAUUGCUGA